Messenger RNA from Venustampulla echinocandica, 1578 nucleotides. RefSeq lists its product as uncharacterized. Gene Ontology annotation, cellular component: nucleus; chromosome. Bases 1 to 1578 code for a protein of 525 amino acids. The record is from RefSeq and is a predicted model, not a curated record. Gene Ontology annotation, molecular function: ATP binding; ATP hydrolysis activity. The transcript is spliced from 4 exons. NCBI's taxonomy places the organism in Eukaryota, Fungi, Ascomycota, Leotiomycetes, Helotiales, Pleuroascaceae. Gene Ontology annotation, biological process: meiotic recombination checkpoint signaling; reciprocal meiotic recombination.
AUGACCAAUGACCAGGACGACCAAAUGUCAAACGAUGUUAUUGACCACUGCGAUAACAUCAUAGACGAAGACGACUUCUCCAUAGUCCCAAGGAACCAUGCUUCCUCCGACAUAGGGCCCGUCUUCCUCGAAGGGGUCCUUCAUGAUAUACCUCCGUCACAAGAUACUGCUCCCUUGAUCAACCAACGCUCUUUGUACUUACAAGAGGACCUGGAGAAACGGCUUUCUUCCAUUAGCUUUACCUUUGAAUUAUCCAAGGAUAUCCUGGCGGAUGGUGAUAAUGCUCCGAGUGCUCUGGGCUACACCCUUUAUGAAUACUGCAAACGUGUCCUUGCAGAACUCAAGGUAGUGGAAUAUAACGGGACGCAGACACGGCAUGUGUGCUAUUCGGCCCCGGGAACCACAAUCCGCGUUCAAUUAUACACACUAAACACCGCGGAGAGGGUUUCGGAAGAAGGCUCCAUCCUCCCACAAGCGGAAAUCAUGCGUCUCCCGAAUGUUAGGUUUAGUGACCGCUGGGAUGAACUUGUCUUUGAAGAGGACCAUAAGAGAGAAGUUAUACGGAUUGUGACCAAUAUCUUGCGAUUUUCUCAGCCCUCCAGUCAGGGGUCGGAUGACGCAGAUAUGAGUCCAAUUAUUAUGCUACAUGGGCCUCCUGGGACCGGUAAGACUAGCCUCUGCGAAGCACUAGCUCAGAAGAUAUCUAUACGCCUUAGCCAAACGUACAAUAUGACAAGCCUGGUACAGAUAAAAAGCGCGACCCUUCUCUCGAAGUACUUUAGCGAGAGUGCGAAAGUCAUCGAAGAGGUCUUUACCAAGUUAGCGCAGAUGUGCCAAGAAAAGCCGGAUGAAUUUCUCUGCGUCUUGAUCGAUGAAGUCGAGAGUCUGGCCAUGUCGCGAGACACCAGUACGCGACAGGGCGAGUGCCAUGAUUCUCUUCGAGCCGUCAAUGCUCUCCUUACUGGUCUUGACAGGACAAAGGGAUAUCGAAAUAUUAUUUUCCUUUGCACUUCUAAUAUGAUUGGGUUUAUCGAGUCGGCUUUCCUCGAUAGAUGCGGACUUCUUCUGGCUAUCAAUCAUCCCUCACCAGCUUCACAAUAUGCGAUCCUGCGUGGGAAAAUUCGGAAGCUGAUUGAUCGAAAGCGUGUUUAUUCCGAAGAAGAUAUUCCUUACUAUGACGAGGCUCUGGUCGACGCGAGGAUUGCUAACGACAAGCCAGGCAGCAAGUUACUGCAAAUUGUCGAGCUUAUCCGCUCAAACAACGAGCAGUCGUCACCUAAUAGAGUGAUGAGUGGCAGAUUACUCGCCCAACUCCCUGGGCAGGCGAUUCUGCGGUACUUGAGACAGGAACAGUGUGAUCUCGACAUGCUUUUCCGCUUCAUGAAGCAAUCCCUCCUUUCGGAGCGAGGCCGGGAUGUUCCAGUGGGUCAAAGUGAGGACGAGGCCGAGUCCCGCCAGCGUAUUGAAGCCGGGAGCAUUGGACGAAAGAGGAAAAUUCAUCUCAUUAUCGAGGAACCCAACGAAGAAGAUUUAGAGGACUGCAAACGAUUUUUAAGGACAAUGAGGCACAAGCAAUAA